Crotalus tigris (Tiger rattlesnake) is the source of this 1938-nucleotide messenger RNA. It is a transcript of the gene ARMC9, whose product is annotated as armadillo repeat containing 9. The record is from RefSeq and is a predicted model, not a curated record. Gene Ontology annotation, biological process: cilium assembly. The transcript is spliced from 6 exons. NCBI's taxonomy places the organism in Eukaryota, Metazoa, Chordata, Lepidosauria, Squamata, Viperidae. Gene Ontology annotation, cellular component: ciliary basal body; ciliary tip; centriole. Bases 247 to 1188 code for a protein of 313 amino acids.
GGGAGACUGUGCCGAUUACCAGGAGACUGGGAGUUCUAGUUCUGCUUAGGCAUAAAAGCCAGUUGGAUAUCCUUGGCCAGUCAUUGGCUCAGCCCAGCCUACCUCACAGGGUUGUUUUUGUAGGGAAGAGAGGAGGAGGAGGUAGGAGUAUUAGUUUUGUUUGCUGCCUUGAGUUAUGUAUCAAGCAAUAAAGUCAGGAGCAAGUCUAAUAAAGAAAUAAAUAAAACACCCUCUGGUGCUUUCUCAAUGCAGGAGGACCACAAUGGCAUGGAGGCCGAUCUGGACAAAGACGAAGUGUUACAGCCCCAGCAGGGCGAACUCUCAGGAGAAAAACUCCUGACCACCGAAUAUUUGGGAAUCAUGACCAACACCCCAAAAGCACGGAAGAAGAGCCUGUCCAGUGUCCGUCACAGUGUGGAUGAGCCUCUUCAGAGACCAGUGACCCCCAGCUAUCACAGGGCACAUUACCCAACGUUGGAAGAUGAAGCCGCUUCCUGCAGCGGCAGAGAGACUGGUGCUCCGCGGUGCUCAAAUUCCCGUCCUCCGACACGCAGCGGGAAGAGGCCCAGCCUUUCGUUUGAAAGCGAAGCUUCUGGAACAUCUUUGAGGCAUCUUGGAGCUGACCCGGAUGUCCAGUCGGUUGCUGAAGUUCUGAUUCUCCACUCCCCCGGUUCUUCCCAAGACAGUGGAAACACGUUGCCAAACAGUGAAUUCCAUCUGAGCUUUGCCGGCAGACCCAAAUUUUCCUGCGCCCCAGACUUCCAGAACAUCCGGCCCGGGAGAGGGAAACUCCCGUCCAUCGCCCCCCAGUUUGGCCCGUCUGGACUUCACCCACCCCUUCGCCCCAACUCUUCGGAGUCAACGAGAAGCAAGCAAAAACAUUAUAACACCUUAUUUGUGCAAGUCCUGAAAACGACAAUGUAUUUCGGCUGUGCGUUUGCUGCACGACUUGACCUUCUCCCGGCCUUCGGAAGGUGCAAAAAUUCUUUGCUCAGGCUGUAUCCGUUGCCAGCCUUUGGCCUCCCGUUGCAAACUAGCAGGGGAAAAAUAUAUAUAUAUACACACACGCCUGUUGCCGUGUCUGUUAUUUGUUAUCCGAAGUUCAGAUUGUUUAAUUUUCUUGGUCCUGGAAGAAGGAAACAGGCUUUUGGGAAAUGUCCAGUUGACAGAAGAGGUUUGUUUUUUUAAUAUAUGCCCUGUCCUUGUUCUAUUCUUCUUUGCAACCUCUCCGUGCAGAUUCUCUAAAACCGACAGCUCCGCUUUUAAACCGUCUCCUUAAAUAUCUCAUCGCUUUCCCCUUUUUCCAGUUUUUUUUUUUUUUUUGCGGGCGAGGGAGAUAUAUUUCGGCUUGAAAUGGGAGCUGCAAGAAGCUGCGGUGACAAAGCUGCAGCUUUUCUUCCUAGUUCUGAAAAUCAUUAAUUUUUUUUUAAUUGUGUCCUCUUUGCGGCUCUGAAGUCAUCUGGAACCCAACCCCUUCCAGGAUGAGAAGCUGAGCUGGCCCCUGUCGGCUGGCAGCGAACGGUUUUUCCACUGUUUUUUUUUUUCCCGCUUGAACUUUGCAAAUCUUCCAAGGAUGGCAAAGGGGGUUUCCAUCUGCUCUCCUUGGAAGGUUUAGCUCCUGUCCGAUUAAAUGAAGCCUGCAGGAAAAUCUCCUUGCGGGAUAUUUUCUGGAGAUGGCACUCUUAAACGGAUGAAUGAAGGGGAAGGUGCGGACCUGGCCUGUGGAUUUGGGCCCCAAAUCCCUCAAUCUACUUUUUAGGGUUAUUGAGAAAAAUGAAAGACUGGAGAUUGUGGAGGGAGGAGGAAGUGGAGGAGGAUGACUGUGGGGUCCUUGGUGCUCUCUGAGCUUGGUGGCUUUCUUGCAGACGUUUCAUUGCCUAACUAGGUAACAUCAUCAGUGCUGGGAGGAGGAGGAGGAUGAUGCUUGAUGCUGUCUAA